CCCAAUCAACCAGAGUGCACGCGAGCGCUGCUAUUACUCUGAAGGAAGCACAUACUAACUAUACGAUGGUCUUCAAUCUACAUCGUCCAGAAGAAGCGUAGAAGCCUGCAGAACCGAAAUGGGCGGUCACGGAGGCCUCAAUAUCCUGCCGCAGAAGCGAUGGAACGUCUACAACCGGGAUAACCGGCUGAAGGUUGCUCAGGACGAGGCCAAGGCCCAGGCCAAAGAGGACGAGGCGCGGGAGCGGCACGAGCAGGCGGAGCGCGAGCACAGGCAUGCGCUGCUGCUUCGGAGAGCGGGCGGUGACGCGGGACUCGAACUGGGAGGCGGGGCUGAGGGUGACGGCGCAGCUGCGGCGGCGACAGACCAGGAGGGCGCAGAAGCAGGAGGCUCAGGGGCUGCGGACGGCCAGCCAGACAAGAAGUUGGAGCACAUCAACUUCUGGAAGGAGCAGGAGACGAAGCUGCAGCACCCUGAGAACGAGAAGGAGCAGCGCGAGGCGGCCAAGCGGCGGGGCAACCCUGACUUCUACACCAGUGACGCCAAGUUCGAUGAGCGGUUCGCGCUGGGGUACGGCAUCAUCGGAGGGGACAAGCCCUGGUACGCACAGCCGCUUAAACCCGAGCCACGGGAGCCGGUCGGUGGGGCGCUCGCCGCCCUGCCCGGCAGCGGCGCUGCCGCCAGCGCUCUACUCGGCGGCGCCAGGAGCAGGCAAUCCCAGCAGCAGCAACAGCUGCUAGUAGCGGCGCCAGCGUUGAGGCACGAUCGUGAAGGGCGCAAGCGGAAUCACAAGCGGAAACACGACAACCCGCCGACAGGCACGCACACGUCAUCAUCGUUAUCCUCAGACUACACGUCAGACAGCUCCAGUGACACAGGUGACAGCAACACUUCCUACAGCAGUAGCAGCACCAGCAGUAGUAGCGCUAGCAGUAGCAGCGGCAGCGAUAGCGACAGCAGCAUUGAUGAGCGCCAGCGGCGGAGGCGGCGUGAGCAUCGUCGCUCCUCAUCUCCUUCCGCCAAACGCGACCACCGGAGCCGCAGCCGCAGCCACAAGCGCGAUAGCAAAGCCCGCUCCUCCUCCAGGCACAAGAAGCCGAAAAGCAGCCGCGGCGGCAAAGACGGCAGCCGUCGCAGCCGCAGCGGUGGCGGCAAGGACCGCAGCGGCAAGAAGCGACGCCGCAGCGACGCUGCUGCCGUUGUAACCGCUGGCGGCGGUGGCGGUGGCGGCAGCGGCGGCUCCAAGUCCCUGGAGCAGCUGCGGGCUGAGCGCCUGGCUCGGGAGCAGGCAGAGCGUGCCAAGCAGCGCGGCGUCAUGGCGGGGCUGCCGGGGGCGCUGCCGGACGGGCCGCCGCAGAAGCAGUACAACAGCGCGUUUGGCUUCGCAGCGGCCAUGAAGCGCCGGCGCACGCAGUAGCUAGCUGUUAGGCGGGGCGCUAUCUACUAGCUGGUAGAAUGACACGUGCAAGGCCAGCUGAGGCUGCCGUGUAGAUAGCGGGUGUUACUGACUCUUGGCGUGUGGGCGGUGGGAACGGUGGGAGGAUUAGUUGUCCUGGCUGGUAAGAGGGCAAAUUGUAUGGCCGGGCGUGGUUGUGUCCGCAGGCUCACCAUGCAGGCGGAAUGAGCGUUGUGAAGGGCCUGCUGGCACCGCAUCGUUCCCAGAGGCACAAGCAGGUUGACGUAGGUGUACGUUGAGAAGAGGAUGAACUGCAGGCGAGACCUGCAAGGCAUGGGCGACAUUGCAGGAGUAGAUUUUGUCCGAGGUACGUAGUGCAAGAAGAGUGUGCGAUGGGACAGGGUUAAGGCAGAUUGAUUGGUGAAGUCCUGUAGGUGCAGCUGAUUCCCAGUCCCCAGCAGAUGGCAAACAACAACGGCACGUAUGUCCGAGGUAGUACAAGAUGGGGGUAGUGAGCACCAUCAUUCCAUCACUGAUACGUGGGAAGGAGGAUUGCAGUAAACCACUA
Chlamydomonas reinhardtii is the source of this 1964-nucleotide messenger RNA. RefSeq lists its product as uncharacterized. Lineage: Eukaryota; Viridiplantae; Chlorophyta; Chlorophyceae; Chlamydomonadales; Chlamydomonadaceae. The coding region runs from base 119 to 1417 and encodes 432 amino acids. The transcript has 5 exons. The record is from RefSeq and is a predicted model, not a curated record.